AUGUCUGCCCCGCACGAUGAUAGUCUUCCACCAGAAGAUGAACAACAAUUAAGUGAAGAAGAAAACGAAAUCUUAGGUGAUGAUCAAUCAGGUAUUGCUAGUGAUGAAUCUGGUGAAGAUCUCUUUGGGGAUGACUUUGAACGAGAUUACGAAGCAAUCGAUGAAUUAGAUCGAUACGAAGCGGGUGGAAUCGAUGAUGACGACGAAAAUGAUACUGAACUUACGGUGGAACAACGACGACGAGCUGAACGAGAUAUUAAACGACGUGAACGUGAGAAACGUCGUCGACUUGGUCAAGAAUUAAAUGACGAAAGCGAUUUGGACGAUGAUGAGGAACUCAUUGGUCUGAGUAGCAAAGGCAAACGUACACGAGCCAAUGAUGAUGAUGUUGGCAUGGAUGAUGAAUCGGAUGCUUACAUUAAAAAUCUCGGUGAUACACAAGGUCAUAAAAUAUCUGAUUGGGUGCAAAUGCCGGGUCCGCACAAUGAAGUAAUUCGACAUUUGAAAAAGUUUUUACGUACAUUUAAAAUCACAACAGCAACCGUUGGUGGAACAAACAAGCCGCUUUAUCGAGAAGCACUACGUCGUCUUGUUCAGGAACAAAAACAAUCGAUUAUUAUCGAUUUCGAACAUCUAAUGGCAACGGAUGAAGUCUUGGCCUUUUUCUUACUUGGUGCACCCGAACAAACAUUGAAAAUCUUUCACGAAGCAUUAACUGAAUUAUGUUUCGAACUCUAUCCGAAUCAUCGUGCAAUUGAAAAGGAACUAUUCGUACGUGUUAGCAAUUGUCUUCAAAAUGACAAUAUCCGAGAUUUAAGAGUCGAACAUUUGAAUAAAUUGAUCGGUAUCAGUGGAGUCGUAACAACAUCGACAGGCGUUUUACCACAAUUGAGUAUCAUCAAAUUUAAUUGUCAAAAAUGCGGUUUUACACUUGGUCCAUUUACACAAAAUCAGGAGAAUGAAAUCAAACCAGGUUCAUGUCCUGAAUGUCAAUCGAACGGGCCUUUUGAAUUGAAUAUGGAAGAAACACUUUAUCGAAACUUUCAACGAAUUUCUAUUCAAGAAAGUCCAGGAACUGUUCCACCAGGUCGUAUUCCACGUUCCAAAGAAAUCCUUUUGCUUGGUGAUCUUUGCGACACAUGUCGGCCAGGUGAUGAAAUCGAAGUUCUUGGUGUCUACCGAAAUACAUAUAAUAUUUCAUUGAACAUUCAAAACAAUCUUCCAGUUUUUGCAACAAUUAUUGAAGCGAAUUAUAUAUCGACACGCGAAGAUAAAAUCUCAUUUGAAACAUUGACGGAUGAAGAUAUACAAGAAAUUCAACGUCUUGCUAAAGAUCCAAAAAUUGCUCAACGAAUCUAUGCAAGUAUUGCUCCAUCGAUCUACGGUCAUGAAAUGGUGAAAAAGUCCAUUGCGUUUGCGAUGUUUGGCGGUGAAUCGAAAAAUCCCGGCGGAAAACAUCAAGUUCGUGGUGAUAUUAAUGUGUUGCUUUGUGGUGAUCCGUCAACAGCCAAAUCACAAUUUUUGAAAUACAUUGAAAAGACAGCACACCGAGCUGUAUUUACAACUGGCCGUGGUGCAUCAGCUGUUGGUUUAACUGCAUAUGUGCAAAGAAAUGCUGUGACUAGAGAAUGGACACUUGAAGCUGGUGCACUCGUACUUGCUGACCGUGGUGUUUGUUUAAUUGAUGAGUUCGAUAAAAUGUCUGAUCAAGAUCGUACGUCUAUCCAUGAAGCCAUGGAACAACAGAGCAUAUCAAUUUCAAAAGCUGGUAUCGUAACAACACUUCAAGCACGUUGUGCAGUUAUUGCUGCAGCCAAUCCUGUUGGUGGACGUUACGAUCCUGCACUUACAUUUAUGGAUAAUGUUGAUUUAUCUGAACCUAUUCUAACACGUUUCGAUAUUCUCUGUACUGUUCGUGAUAUUGCUGAUCCUGUUCAAGAUGAAUUGAUGGCUCGUUUCGUCACUGAAAGUCAUAUGCGUCAUCAUCCAUCAGCUAGCGACAGCGAUGCACAACAAAAUCAUGUUGUUCCAAACAUCUUUAAUGUUGAUCCAAUUCCACAAGAAAUCUUCAAGAAAUAUUUGAUCUAUGCUAAGAGACGUAUUCAUCCACGUAUGACAUCCGUCGAUCAAGAAAAGAUUGCUCAAUUGUAUGCGAAAUUGCGUCGAGAAUCGUUGGUCACUGGUAGUGUACCAGUCACUGUUCGACAAAUUGAAUCGAUGGUUCGUAUUGCUGAAGCACAUGCUCGAAUGCAUCUACGUGACUUUGUCAACGAUGACGACAUCAAUGUUGCUAUUCAAAUUGUUCUUCAAAGCUUUAUUGAUGCUCAGAAAUACGGUAUUAUGCGUACAAUGAAGAAAGUGUUUCAACGUUAUUUAACGUAUAAGAAGGAUAACAAUGAAUUUUUGUUAUUCUUGUUGAAACAAUUAUUUCAAGAGAGUUUAGCAUUUCAACGAAAUCGUUAUGGUGCUGAUCGUGUCGCAUCAGCUGCAGCCGCAAUUAAAAUUUCAGAAGAAGAUCUCAAGAGCCGAGCUCGUCAAUAUAGUGUGUUAGAUUUGAAACAAUUCUAUGAAUCACCAUUAUUUCGUUCACAUGGAUUUAAAUAUGAAGAUAAAUUUAUCACACAAGUUCUUUGA
Molecule: messenger RNA, 2634 nt
Organism: Adineta ricciae
Lineage: Eukaryota; Metazoa; Rotifera; Eurotatoria; Adinetida; Adinetidae
Source: the annotation of a GenBank genome assembly